Messenger RNA from Paramuricea clavata, 711 nucleotides. NCBI's taxonomy places the organism in Eukaryota, Metazoa, Cnidaria, Anthozoa, Malacalcyonacea, Plexauridae. The record is from the annotation of a GenBank genome assembly.
AUGGCUGAACAUGAAGAAGGCAAUUUUUUACAACAGUAUUUUGUUACUUUUUUGCAAGAGGCAACAAGAUUGACGGCAGAAGAUUCUGGUUUAUUGAAUGUUCCUUCAGCACAAGGUGUAAACAAUGAACCGAGUCAAAAUGCAAUAACUUCUCAGAGCGACGAACCACAGGGUCAAUUAUCGAAUACUAUAUUUUUAUAUAAUCAGAAUAUACCAAGUAUAACGGCUAUCAACAGAGAAAGAGCGUUAGGGAAUUUCGCACGUCGUUUUACACCGUAUCCUACCCAGUCAGCAAGGGCUUAUGUUUUAAGCGCAAUCAGCGGUAAAACAUGGACACACAACUUCUAUUGCUUAGCAAAUCACGAACAGUGUGUUUCCCCCACUUCAGAUCUUAAGGCAAAGCUGGAACAAGCUGGUUUAGGCGAAAAAAGAAUAUGCUUUGACAGGCAAGCCAGUGCAAUCGACGUGAAGGCAAAAUUGGAGGAAGUUUACCCAAAAUUACAAUUUGGGGGAGGCUUUGACAUCCUGAGGCGUGUAGCACAAACCAAAGAUUUGGUGUUUAUCCGGCCACCACGAAGUGGUUACAGCGUACCAUUUCUACGGGAUAAAUCUAUAUUGAAGCAAGCAAUGGCCUUCAUUCGACCGAUACAAAGUGAUUUGGAUAUGACACCUGUGGCAGUCAUGGAUAGUUCUGAGGUGAGCUCUCAUUAA